Metarhizium brunneum ARSEF 3297 is the source of this 930-nucleotide messenger RNA. RefSeq lists its product as uncharacterized. The record is from RefSeq and is a predicted model, not a curated record. Lineage: Eukaryota; Fungi; Ascomycota; Sordariomycetes; Hypocreales; Clavicipitaceae. Gene Ontology annotation, molecular function: signaling receptor activity. Gene Ontology annotation, biological process: intracellular zinc ion homeostasis. Gene Ontology annotation, cellular component: membrane.
AUGUCCAACCUCCGCCGCCGGCGGCCCUCAACAACAGAGUCCAUCCUCACCACCCUGCAGACGCUCGAGAAAAAGGCCGAGUCCAAACUGCUCCUCCUCUGGGACGACCUCCCCCCCUGGCGCCGUGACAACGCCUUCAUUCACUCGGGCUAUCGCCAAAUCCGUGCCUCGUACGCCCAUUCCUUCCAGUCCCUGUUCUACCUACAUAAUGAAUCCGUCAACAUCUGGACUCAUCUGCUCGGGGCCUUGGCGGCCAUCAUCUCCUCAUUCUACGUAUACUACGUCGUUCACCCGCGCUACGAAGCUGCCACCUCGUCGGAUGUGCUCGUCUUCUCGUGUUUCUUUGGCGGAGCCAUUCUGUGCCUGGGCAUGAGCGCGACCUUCCACGCCCUCGUGGACCACAGCGAGGCCGUGGCCAAAUGGGGGAAUAAGCUCGAUUACACGGGCAUCGUGGCCUUGAUUGUGGGGAGCUAUGUGCCGGCCCUGUAUUAUGGCUUUUUUUGUAGUCCUGCUUUGAUGUCGGGGUAUUUAUAUCUCAUUUGCACAUUGGGCAUCGGGUGCGCAGUAGUAUCCUGGGUAGAGCGCUUUCGCACACCCAAAUGGCGAAUAUACAGAGCAUCCAUGUUCAUCGGGCUCGGGCUUUCGGGUGUCGUUCCUGUUGUUCACGGCAUGUCGGUAUACGGGUACGCGGGAUUGGAGGAGCGCAUGAGCAUUAGCUGGGUUAUUGCUCAGGGCGCCAUGUAUAUCUUCGGCGCCGUCUUGUACGCGGCCCGUUGGCCGGAGAGGAGUUUUCCAGGAUCAUUUGAUAUCUGGGGCAGCUCGCAUCAGAUAUUCCACGUCUUCGUGCUCUUGGCUGCUGCAACGCACUUUUACGGCAUGGCUAAGGCGUUUGAUGCCCACCAUGGUAAUGGGCCGACUUGUGUUUGGUGA